Messenger RNA from Pleuronectes platessa (European plaice), 541 nucleotides. Its product is annotated as cystatin-B. The coding region runs from base 83 to 382 and encodes 99 amino acids. Gene Ontology annotation, cellular component: cytosol. The record is from RefSeq and is a predicted model, not a curated record. Lineage: Eukaryota; Metazoa; Chordata; Actinopteri; Pleuronectiformes; Pleuronectidae. Gene Ontology annotation, molecular function: cysteine-type endopeptidase inhibitor activity. The transcript has 3 exons.
AAGGUGACUUCCUUGUUAAAAAGAAUAAAAGAAGCUUCUCGUGUGUUUAUCGUGAUUUUAGCUGCGAUCAAGAGUCGUGAAGAUGCCUCUCUUAGGUGGAUAUUCUGAGGUUGUCAAAGCAGAUGGAGAAAUCCAGAAGAUCUGUGACGCUAUGAAGCACGAGGCUGAAGCAAAGAAUGGAAAGAACUACAUCCUCUUCACAGCCAAGUUGUACAGGAAGCAGGUUGUGGCCGGGACCAACUACUUGAUUAAGGUUCAUGUGGGAGAAGAAGAAUAUGAUCAUCUCAUCGUUUACCAAAAACUGCCAUGUGAUGGAGGAACCCUUCAGCUGACUGGCAUACAGGAAAACAAAAGACUGGACGACCCCCUUGUGCCUUUCUAAAGGGACCACAAACCAAACAAAGCAUCCUAUCAGUGCCUACAGGCUGUUCAAUCAACUUAUCGCACAUUAACCCCGCUCUGUAUCAAUCAAUGUUACCCUACAUCUAAUUGUAUACUGUCUUAGUAGUGUAGCUCAUGAUGUAACGAGGAUGUCAACAAA